This is a messenger RNA of Colletotrichum abscissum, 1029 nucleotides long. RefSeq names its product aldose 1-epimerase. Gene Ontology annotation, molecular function: carbohydrate binding; aldose 1-epimerase activity. Gene Ontology annotation, biological process: glucose metabolic process; beta-D-galactose catabolic process via UDP-galactose, Leloir pathway. The transcript has a single exon. NCBI's taxonomy places the organism in Eukaryota, Fungi, Ascomycota, Sordariomycetes, Glomerellales, Glomerellaceae. The coding region runs from base 1 to 1029 and encodes 342 amino acids. The record is from RefSeq and is a predicted model, not a curated record.
AUGUCGGACGCUACCUUCGAGUUCCUGCCCCUGGGCGCCAUCCUGCAGUCCUUCAAGGUCAAGGGCGUCAACAUUGUCCAAGGCUUCCCGACCCAGGACCUCUACGAGAAGCACAACUCGCCUUACUUUGGCGUCACCGUCGGCCGUGUCGCGAACCGCCUCGCCUCGGCGCAGAUCAAGUCCCUCAACGGGGGCAAGACGUACAAGCUCGCCGCCAACGACGGCAACAAUAACCUGCACGGCGGCGCCAAGCCCUGGAGCUCCAAGGUCUGGGAGGGUCCCAAGCCCGUCGGCGUCCGCGCGAUCCCGGGCGUCGAGGGUCUCCAGGGUGGCGAGAGCGUCCAGUUCUCGCUCACCAGCGAGGACGGCGACGAAGGGUUCCCCGGAAAGGUUCAGGUAAAGGUCAUCUACACGGCCGGCACGCAGCAGGUGGACGGCAAGGAGGUCUCGGUGCUGGGCAUGGAGUACGAGGCGCAGCUCGUCGACGGCGCCGAGGAGACGGCUAUCAACAUGACGAACCACUCGUACUUUAAUCUCACGGGCGACGAGACCUUUGCUGGCACCGUCGCGACGCUGGCGACGAACGCGUACCUUCCCCGCGAGGACGGUAUUCCCACCGGUGGGCCGGCGCCCUUCCCGGGCAUCGAGGGCGGUAAGCCGUUUGAGCUCGGCGUCGAGGCCCCCGCGGUGGACGACUGCUUUGUCGUCGUCGAGGAGAAGGAGGCUGGCGCGGUGCCGAUCGAUACCCGCCAAGCGCCGCUGAAGCUGCACGUGCACGCGAAGCACCCCAAGAACGGGGUCAACCUCGAGGUUCUCAGCACGGAGCCGGCGUUCCAGUUUUACACGGGCGAGGGGAUCGAUGUGCCCGCCGUGGGAGGGGUUGCGGCGCGGGGCAAGAGGAGCGGGUUCUGUGUCGAGCCGAGUCGGUGGGUGAAUGCGGUUAAUGUGGAUGAGUGGAAGGGCCAGAUGUUAUUGAAGAAGGGGGAGACGUAUGGCACGAGGAUUGUGUACAAGGCUUGGAGCGAGUAG